Molecule: messenger RNA, 1960 nt
Organism: Paramacrobiotus metropolitanus
Lineage: Eukaryota; Metazoa; Tardigrada; Eutardigrada; Parachela; Macrobiotidae
Product: ubiquitin-conjugating enzyme E2 Q2-like
Exons: 4
Coding region: 438-1589 (383 amino acids)
Source: RefSeq, a predicted model, not a curated record
CCAAGGACAAUCGCUGACGCAAACGAUUUUAAUGUGCCACUACACUACUUUUGAUUUUGUUCCUCGUGCAUGGUUGUUAAAUGUUAAUCCGUCGUAAACGGUAAACCCUGCUCUUUGUGGAGCACACCACCAGACUCUACUGAUCCAGUUUUUAAAUCGGAUUUAUGAUUUUGACAAUGGCAAAACAGAAAUUAAUUAACAAUGGAUAUUUCAUGUGUGCAUUACCAAGUUGUCAUCUCUUGAUCGUUUGUUAGCUUUAAGGUAUGGUGCAAGACUGUAAUCACUGAAGGUCGACUUGAAGCUGCCAAGAAAUCCCAGGUCCUGGGCUCUCAAAACAUUCCACUGCGGACGCGUCAUUAUUCCUUGUUAAUCAGUUAUUCAACUGGACGCAAGCGAUUCCACACGGAUCUACUGCCAGUUGCAAUUAAAUCUAAAGAAUGAACACGCAGAAACUCAAGGACGAUCUGAAGAAGCUGGAGAGCUUUUUCCCCCGCGAUCAUCCCGUAUUCCAGGUGCGCUCCGCCAACAUCGACGAAAUCCAUCUGCGAUUCAUUUCGUCGAAAGGUCCAGCGUACGAUAUCCACGGGAACAUCAUGGAGACUUAUCCCCGAUCCGCACCAUUGUGGUCAUCCGACAGUGACAAUGCCCAGAUCACCGGGAUCCUGGAGGCUCUGAGUAACACCACCGGAUCGACCAACUACAUCUUCCCGCAGAUGCUGGAUAUGGUGACCAGUCUGUGCAGCUUAUUCGGCAGUGAACUGCCCGCCGAGAGCGAACUGCUCAAAGUGAUCUGCGAAUCGGAGUACGGCGGUGUGGACGCCGAGCCGGAGAACGAGAGUAUCGACGAGGGCGGCAACGAGAUGGACGGGAUGCUGGAUGAUCUGGAUGAUUAUCCCGUGGAGAUGAACGACAUGGGUGCCGCGCAGCAGCCUUCCUCCGUCACGACGGAACGCGGAGACGCUGCCAUGGAAGACGAGGGCAUCGACGAGAGGGGCCAGCAGGCGCUGGAGAGAGUGAAGAAAGCCAUUGUGGAGCGCUACUCCACGGGCAAUCCGACGGGAUCCGUGCAGGCGUCGGAUCGGCUGAUGAAGGAGUUGAAGCACAUCUACAAAUCGGAUAACUACAAACUGGGAGUGUUCACUGUGGAACUGAUUGGAGACAGUUUGUACGACUGGAAUGUGAAACUGUACAAAGUGGAUCCGGACAGCUCACUGUACACUGAUAUGCAGAGUCUCUUGAAGAAGUUCAAACAGGACCACAUUAAUCUGAAUUUCAAGUUCGCCGAUUCCUUCCCUUUCACUCCUCCCUUCGUGCGUGUAGUGAGCCCGGUGAUUUCCGGGGGCUACGUGCUAACUGGGGGAGCCAUUUGUAUGGAGUUGCUGACGAAGCAGGGCUGGAGCAGCGCCUACACUGUGGAAGCAGUCAUUAUGCAGAUCUCAGCCACCUUGGUCAAAGGAAGGGCGCGAAUUAACUUCAGCUUGCAGGCCGCGCAAGCCUACUCACAGACUCGUGCCGAGGAAUCUUUCCGACAUUUGGUUCGAAUCCACGAAAAAGGUGGCUGGUUCACUCCGCCCAAAUCGGAUGGAUGAAGGUUGACUGGUCUUCUGUGAUUUGGAAUAAAUUUUAACUUUUUUUCCUUAUAUACUUCUAUACAUUUGCACUGGAGUUUGUUGGAUAACUUAAAUAAUAAAUAUAAGCUCGUGUAUCUACUUUAUUUUAUAAGAGUUUGCAAGGAUUGUUACCUUCUGGGGAAAGGUGUCAUUAGUUUCCUGAUGAAUUUUGCGUCGGUUUAAUUCGCUAAUCUGUGCGAGCAAGACUACAUGCAUGGCAUAUGUAUGCUUCUUACAGUGUUGGCUGUUAAAGUAAUUUGUUCAUUUAUGUCUAUCUACAACUUCUGGGCGUUUGUUGCGAUAGUGCGACUUUCCAUUCGUGGUCUUGAUCAAAAACAAAAUCUUUCUAG